AUGAAAUCACAAACAAAAAAAUCAGCAGUGAAGACGAAAAAGACAAAAGUGAAUGGAGUUUCACCACUCGAUCAACAUAAACAGGAUUUAGCUGAUUUAGCAACAGUUGAUCCAGAAUUUUACAAAUAUUUAAAAAAAGAAGAUGCUGGUUUACUUAAUUUUGAUGUUGAUGAUGCUGAUUCAAUUCCAGAUGAUGAUCCAGAACAACAACUUCAUCAGCUACCUGAAGAACUUGAGGAAAUGGAACCUCUAUCUGAUGAAGAAGGUGAAGAUGGUGAACCAAAAAGUAAAGAAGAACGACAACAAGUUACAGUUGAAAUGAUUGAAAAAUGGAGUAGUCAACUUCAAAAAACUCAACCAACAUUAAAUACAAUUCGACAUAUCAUACGUGCUUUUGGUUUAGCAGUUCAAUCUGCUUAUGGUAGUGCUGAUAUAACAUCGGAUUCAAAGGAUAAAAAAAAGAAAAAGAAACAAAUAAAAACUGGUGCAAUCGAUGAUCCUGAAUCAUUUAAUGCAAUUGUUCGUGUAUGUCUUAAACAAUUAUUACCAGCUAUUUAUAAAUUUCUUCGUAUAAAAAUUGUUACGACAAGUAAAUUAAAACCAGAAACAAGUGCAAAUUGGAAAUAUAUUGAAAAUGUUAUGAAAAAAUAUUUACUUAAUUUUACACGACUCAUAUCGAUGAUUAAUGUUCCAGUUACAUUGAAUAUUCUUCUUCGUCAUGUUCGUUCGUUAAUUCCAUUUGUUAUUGUUUUACCAAAUUCACGUCAAGCACUUGUUAAAGAAUUAAUUAAUAUAUGGUCAACAGCAUCAGAUGAACGUAGUCGUGUUAUUGCUUUUGUUUGUUUAUUUCAUUUGAUACGUGAACAUCGAAAAGAAAUGAUGGGCGUUGUUUUAAGAAAAAUGUAUUUGGAUUAUUUAAAAAAUUGCAAAUUUACAUCACCAACAACACUUCCAUUAAUUAAUUUUAUGCAACGAUCUUUAGUUGAACUUUAUUCACUUGAUCCAACAGUUACAUAUCAACAUGGUUUUGUCUUUCUUCGACAACUUGCCGUUCAUUUACGUACAGCUAUUCAAACAAAAAAAGCAGAAAAUAUUCAAGGUGUUUAUAAUUGGCAAUUUAUUCAUGCAUUAAGUUUAUGGACAAAUAUUAUCGGAUUAUUACACAAUAAUAAAGAAAAAUUAAUUCAACAACUUGUUCAUCCACUUACAGAGCUUAUUGUUGGUACUAUUAGAUUAAUACCAACAGCUCGUUAUUAUCCAUUACGAUUUCAUUGUAUUCGUCUUCUAAUAAAAUUGACUGAAUUAACAACUGUAUUUGUUCCUGUCUUACCAUUUUUACUUGAAAUGUUUGAUAUAACUGAUUUUAAUAAACGUCAUAAGACAGCAAGUCUUAAAGCGCAAUAUAUUAAUUUUGAUACAUCAUUAAAAUUAACAAAAUUACAAAUGGAUGAUCGAGCAUAUAAGGAUGGUUUAAUGGAUCAAUUUUAUGAACUUGCUAUGCUUUAUCUUGUUCAUUAUGCUCAUCAUGUUACAUUUCCUGAACUUGUUUAUCCAUUAAUAUUAAAAUGUAAAAAAUUUAUUAAAAUAUGCAAAGUACAAAAUUUUGUCAAAGUUAUCCGUGGUUUAUUAGAAAAAGUACAGGAAAAUGUUAAAUUAAUUGAAGAACGACGACAAAAAACAGGUUUAAAUGUUAAAGAUGCCAAACAAAUGAAUGCCUGGCUUGAACAAAGUCAACAAAAAUCAACAUCUAGUCCACUUGUUGUGCAUUUUGGACGAUAUAAAUCAAUGCGACAACGUGAAGUUUUAGAAGAUAUUGCUCAAAAGGAAAAAAUUUCACAAUCAGGUCGAUCAUCAUUACCAGAUUUAAUUCGACCAGAUCGGCAAGUAGCUGGUAAACAGAAUUUCAAAUCAAUGAUGGAAAAAGAUUUGAGCGAUAAUGAAGAAGAACAAGAAGAACUUUUUCAAAUUAAAACGAAAAGAAAACAUGAUGAAAUUGAAGAGAAUCAAGAAGAGGAAGAACAAGAUGACGAAGAAGAGGAUGAAAUGGAACAAGAAGAAGAAGAUGAUACCGAUGAAGAUGAUGAGGAUGAUGAUGAAGACGUAUUACCAAGUCCACCAAAGAAAAAACGUCAUGCAAAAAUGAGUAAUGGUAAAUCAUCAACUUCGAAUGCCGAUGAAUUUCUUUCUAUUGUUAAAAAGAAAUUUGAUCGUCGAAAAGAUCGUGUUAAAGAUUUGUCAGUUGAUGAUUUCUAA
Messenger RNA from Adineta steineri, 2253 nucleotides. NCBI's taxonomy places the organism in Eukaryota, Metazoa, Rotifera, Eurotatoria, Adinetida, Adinetidae. The record is from the annotation of a GenBank genome assembly.